UUGGUAUCGAAUGAUUAUUUUACAUCUUCUCAACACUAACACGGAGGAAUGGAAAUUUGUUUAUUGCCAUUAAAACUGACAACAAAUGGAGCCGUCCGCCUGUGAAGAUUUAAAAGCAUUCGAAAGACGACUUACCGAGGUGGUGUCCUCCUACAAACCCUCAACAGUACGAUGGAGAAUUGUGCUUGCAGUUAUCUCAUUGUGUACGGCUAUUGGUGCUUGGUACUGGAUAAGAGAUCCAAGAACGUCUGUAGUGCCUCUGACUGAAUCCCUGCUGAUACAUCCCGUCUUUACGUUCGCCACCUUAACCCUAAUUGUCUUAUUUGUUUUUGGAAUUCACAAGCUUGUGUGUGCUCCACAAAUCAUUACAAAUCGUAUGCGCCAGGUGUUAAGUGACUUCAACAUGAGCUGCGAUGACACAGGGAAACUGAUACUGAAGCCACGACCCAACAAUAACUAGUAAUGUGACCCUAUGAACUCGGAAUUAUUGACUUAAGGCAACCUAUUAGUUAAAGCCCAUUGAUGGACAUUUAUAAUAAGUCCAUUUGCUUAUAAAUAUAAUGUUGUAUGUAAACAGAGAACAAAUUAUUUUGUCCCUUGCACGAUUGUAAUUUAAAAAUGUCUCAUAUUGCCCAAAAAUUGUUGGUUUAUGUUUAUGAUAAGCAAACAAAACUCAUACGACUUUAAUUUGAUGUUACAGUUAGUUUUUAAAGUGAUCCCAUAACAAUGUACACCUGCACACCUUAAGAUCUAUAAUUAUAUAAGUUAAGGAAUAUAGAACAAAUCCCAUUUAAAACAAGAAGGAA
Stomoxys calcitrans (stable fly) is the source of this 806-nucleotide messenger RNA. RefSeq names its product nuclear envelope phosphatase-regulatory subunit 1 homolog (gene Cnep1r2). The coding region runs from base 86 to 460 and encodes 124 amino acids. The record is from RefSeq and is a predicted model, not a curated record. Lineage: Eukaryota; Metazoa; Arthropoda; Insecta; Diptera; Muscidae. The transcript has 4 exons. Gene Ontology annotation, cellular component: cytoplasm; Nem1-Spo7 phosphatase complex.